AUGGAGGCGAGGCAGAGGAAGGAUCAGCCAGGUGAACAGGAGCUGGAGGGCAGGUCACUGCUGAUUCUCUAUGGCACAGAGACAGGCCACAGCCAGGAGAUCGCAGAGGAGAUUCGGGAGGCUGCUGAGAGGUUGCGAUUUCAGACACUGGUUGAACAGAUGAAUGACGUAUCACUGAAAGAGCUGGCCCAAUAUCUGCUUGUCAUCUUUGUCACAUCGACUACAGGUCAAGGGGACAUGCCUGCCAAUGCUACUGCUUUCUGGAAGAGCCUUUUGAGAAAGAAGUUACCACUAGGCUGUCUGCAUCAGCUGAAUUUCACCAUCUUCGGCCUUGGCGACAGCAGCUAUCCCAAAUUCAACUGGGCUGCAAGAAAACUACAAAAACGUCUCUUGCAACUCGGGGCAACUGAGGUCUACCCAGCCGGGGAAGGCGACGAGAAGCACGAUAACGGAAUUGACAGCAUUUAUCUGCCUUGGUAUCAGGGCCUGCAAUCUCAUCUAUCCAACCGAUAUCCGCUGCCCAGUGGCAUUGCGCCCAUACCUAACGACCAACUUCUCCCACCAAAGUAUCCCAUCGAAGUGGCAGAGAUGGAUCCCAAGGAUCUGAACCAUGCGAAUGAGAACGCAAGCUGGGAGGCGAACCGAGAGAAGCAUGCCGCCCUCAGUCAUGUCCAACACCCCAAAUCUACUUCCCAAGAAGCCGACGACCAAGACCUUCGUCGCAACGACCUAAACGGAUAUGGUGAACUCGCUCGACACGGCGCACUUAGUCUUGAGCGCCUGAAAAUCAGGGGACCUGCGAAACCGGACGGGGAUAACAUCCUCAAAGAUCAUCCUCACAAGUAUGAUCUCAACCGGCCCGCUCGCGAGGAUGGGCCGCCGCCCACAGAGCUCCUCCCUAUCCCUGGAACCAGGGAGUGCAAGCUUCUCUCUAAUAAACGUGUCACCCCGGACAGCCACUGGCAAGAUGUGCGCCUUCUUACGAUGGAGAUCUAUAAAAGCGACUGGAACAAGAGCGAGCUGCCAGACUUUCUGCCAGGCGACACUAUCAUGAUCUACCCCAAAAACUUCCCCUCCGACGUCCAGAAACUAAUCCAUCUGAUGGGCUGGGAUCCGGUCGCAGACCUGAGAAUCAACUGGAGCAGCAAGCUUGGGCAAGUAUCCGUCCCGCGCGGCAUGCAUCCCAUCGACAACUCAACCCUACGGGAUAUUCUCCUCCACAAUCUCGAUUUCAAUGCCAUCCCAACCCGCACAUUUCUCAAGCAGUUGCGGCGCCAUACUCGAGACGAGCGCGAGCAGGAACGCUUGCUGGAGCUCACACUCGAGUCGAACACGCAGGAGUUCUAUGACUACACAUCUCGGCCCCGUCGCACCAUCCUGGAGGUUCUUGAAGACUUUCCGGGUGUCCAGGUCCCCGUGAGAUACGCCCUAGAAGCCUUCCCAAUCAUCCGUGGCCGAGCAUUCAGUAUCGCCAACAGCGCCUUUGAGCAUCAUGACGAAACUGCGGAGACCCGGAUCGUUGAAUUGCUGGUUGCUUUGGUCGAAUACAAGACAAUCAUUCGGAAGCCAAGAAGGGGACUUUGCUCGAGGUACAUUCAAGCUCUGGAACCAGGAACACGACUGGCUGUUGGGAUCAACCCAGGCCAUCCUCCGCCGUUCGAUGACGACAGCUUCAAGAGGCCCCUGAUCGGCAUCGCCACAGGGACAGGAAUAGCGCCCAUCCGCAGUCUGAUUCAGCACCGUCACCUGUGUGAUACCGAAGCAAGCGGUAAAACCCUACUCUUUUACGGUUGCCGAAGCAAAGAUGCGGAUUUCCACUUCGAAGGAAACUGGCGGCGCUUGAAAGGUCUUGCGGUUGUGCCAGCCUUCUCGCGCGAUCCAAUCAAUGAAGAUGAAAAAAGCUUUCUUGACCCCUACGCGAAACAGGAGUCGUCGCUUGGGCCAAGUGGAAUGAGCGCCAUGCCUGGCCCCAUCGGACCACAGAACACGCCUUGGAUCAGGAGCUUCGACUACGACCGGGGCAAGAUGUACGUCCAGCAUCAGAUCCGCCGAUACGCACAAGAGAUGUGUAAUUUGAUCAUGCGUGGUAUCGAAUCUGGACACAACCCCAUCAUCAUGAUCUGCGGUAAUGCGGGCAGAAUGCCUGUGUCGGUGCGCCUCGCGCUGGAGGAUGCCUUAGUGAUAGGAGGUCUGGUCAAAGAUAAUGAGGCAGCUAAGCAUGUAUUGCAGGAGUUUGGCGUCUGGAUGGAGACAUGGUAGAUGCUGGUCCUGAAUCUGUCUUGCGUGACGUGAUGCAGAGCUCUCACUAAGACCUCGUUGGAGAAGACGGCCAAUUCUACACGGACGACACAUCAUCCAUGCGGGCCCUACCGCAUAUUAUGGCUCCAAAAUCAUAACUUGGGGUCGAAGUCUGUAUGGUUUAGAGUAGCCGACAUGUCCUUGCCGCAGGACGUCCACAUUUGUGGCAUGGGUACGGUAGACCUUGAUCAGGUACAAUCAAUCUUCUUGCCGUCACAUGAGGAAAUUCUCAUGC
Cryphonectria parasitica EP155 is the source of this 2533-nucleotide messenger RNA. RefSeq names its product riboflavin synthase domain-like protein. NCBI's taxonomy places the organism in Eukaryota, Fungi, Ascomycota, Sordariomycetes, Diaporthales, Cryphonectriaceae. Bases 1 to 2259 code for a protein of 752 amino acids. The record is from RefSeq and is a predicted model, not a curated record. The transcript is spliced from 5 exons. Gene Ontology annotation, cellular component: cytosol. Gene Ontology annotation, molecular function: NADPH-hemoprotein reductase activity; flavin adenine dinucleotide binding; FMN binding.